AAGUAAGUUUUCAACCUCGAAACAAUAUUGUCAGUGCCGGGGAGCAGGCUAGUAAAUUACUGUUGACUGGCUGCCUACUCUAGUCGAGGAACUUGAUUCAUUGUCAACGGUCAAGUCCAACGUCCUCAGUCAAGAUCGCUCCAUCAACUGUGAUGGCAAUGGCAAAGUUGGAGUUUUCGAUGAUGAUGAUGGUGAUGACAGCUGUGCUAAUUCCCGCAGUACUAGCUCAAUCAACAUCAUUUCCCCCGCUCUUCGAAGGCAUAUUCACAUGGAUCAAGGAUGGCCUCAAUCACCACUACAGCGAGCCCAAAGACAUUGGCCUUCCAAAAUCCGAAUACGACUUUAUUAUAGUGGGUGCUGGCUCGGCAGGAUGCGUUCUUGCUAACAGGUUGACAGAGGUGGAGGAUUGGUCCGUUCUCCUGAUAGAAGCUGGAAAAGAGGAGAACUUCUUGAUGGACAUUCCUGUAUUGGUCAACUUCCUCCAAUUUACUGAGGCGAAUUGGAAAUAUAGAACUGUUCCGUCAAACGAUGCUUGUCUGGGAAUGAAGGAGAGGAGGUGUAAUAUACCAAGAGGUAAAGUCAUGGGAGGCAGUAGCGUUCUGAAUUACAUGAUCUUCACAAGAGGUCAUCGCAAAGAUUAUGAUAUUUGGGAGAGAAUGGGCAAUGAGGGUUGGGGAUAUAAAGAUGUACUACCGUACUUCAUAAAAUCAGAAAGAGUUGAAUUCCCUAAUGCGGAUUUCGACUAUCGAGGAUCGUCGGGACCUCAGUCUGUAUCUCAGAUUCCUUAUCGAUCUCCUAUUGGCAGAGCUUUUGUUCAGGCUGGAGUGAAAAUGGGUUUCAAAGAGAUAGAUCCCAAUGGAGAACGUCAGCAAGGAUUUCAUUAUAUUCAGGCCAGUAUGCAUAAUGGGACGAGGAUGAGUACAUCCAGAGCCUACUUACAUCCGAUCAAAUCUCGAAAAAACUUACAUGUACUGAAAAGAAGUCAUGUAACUCGUCUUCUAAUAAGAUCUGGCUCCAAUGUUGUUUAUGGUGUUGAGUAUUUGAGAAAUGGAAAACGAUACACAGUUACAGCGAAAAAAGAAGUGAUACUUUCAGCGGGAGCGGUCAAUACUCCUCAGAUUCUGAUGCUUUCUGGAAUUGGGCCCCGUGACGAACUGAACAAACUAGGAGUGCCUCUGGUCAAAGCGUUGCCAGUGGGCUACAAUCUGAUGGAUCACGUCGCUUUGGGGGGAUUUGAGGUGAACGUGAACGCCAAAAACAUCAAGGUUCCCAACACUGAUCGUAUUUUGAACUCACCCCAAGAUAUGUAUGAUUUUGCUGAAUUCAGGACAGGACCAGUAGCAUCUCCAGGUGGCAUUGAAGCUAUUGCAUUUGUUGACUUGUCAAAUCCCACCAACCCAGAUGGACAUCCAGAUCUUGAACUGAUGUUGUCUUUUGGCUCACUGCACUCAGAGCCCACCCUGCAAGAUAAUUUCGGGAUCAACGAUCGUAUCUACAACGAAGCCUACAGGUAUCGGUCGGAGGCUUUUAGCAUCUACCCCAUGAUACUUAGACCAAAGAGUCGAGGUCGAGUUUGGUUGAAAAACAAGAAUCCUCGAUCGAAGCCAUUGAUUGAUAUGGGCUAUUUCUCGAAUCCUGUUGAUAUUGAGAUUCUCACCAAAGGAAUUAACUUCACCAAAAGCCUACUGAAACAAACACCAUUCAAGGCUUUGAAGCCAUCGCUGGCGUUUUCGAAAAGCCAAAUACCAGGCUGCAAACAGCACAGGGCUGACAGUGACGCCUACUGGGAGUGUCAUGCUAGACACCUUCCUUUCACUAUUUAUCAUCAGUCUGGCACAUGUAAGAUGGGAAAAUCAUCUGAUCAAAGCACAGUUGUGGAUGCCCGUUUAAAAGUUCAUGGAAUGAGAAAUUUGCGAGUGGUAGAUGCAUCGAUAUUUCCUGAGAUUCCAGCCUCACAUCCCAACGGAGUUGUAAUAAUGAUUGCUGAAAAAGCAUCAGAUAUGAUCAAGCAGGAUCAUGGUGUGAAUAUCAUGUAACAGACUAUUCAAAUUCUUUAGUCCAAAUAGGGUUCCAAUUUUGUGAUAUAGGAUUAAGUGUAGGUAAUAAAUUUCACAUUAUAGCCUAUUUGAGUUUUCAUUAGAGAAAUAGUUAUAUAUCUACGAUGAUUUCUUGAAUAUUCAUUUGUAAUUGCUAUUUUCUGUGAUUUUUGUGUUUAGGGUAUAUUGUAUUACAGAAUCAAGUACUGUAUGCAAAGGUAAGAUUCCUUAGCAGAGUUUCUCACUGUUUCAGAGCAGAUGUCAAAUCAUCAUGGCAUUAUUUAAAUCACGAAUUUUCGCGUUAGGUAAUUGAAAUCUGCUUUGCUGUAGGUGUUCCACACCUCUACAUAAAGUACAACUUUAUGAGUGUCUAUUUCUUUCGUUUUAGUUUAAUACCGAGUUCACACUGGGGCGAUAUUCACCAGGCAAUUUCUACUUGACUGAGAAUUUCAGCAUCUCAGAAAAUGAAAAACUACCUCGUGUGCUGCUUGCUGUCGGCCCUCAGUGAGUAUAGAAUGUAUAGAAUUUAUAUGAAUUACAUUCUAUACUCACUGUUGGCCUAGCGAUAGAUUGCUUGCGAUUUCUUCGAGGUUCAUCAUAAACUGUCAACAUUAUCUUUAAAUAACAUCCAUAUUCAUCUUUGAACAAAUGCUGACUGGAGCUCAAACUUGAGAAUGAAUUCAAAAACUCGUUCAAAAUCCAGAAAUGAUGACUCAUUGAUUCUCUCCACAUUUCUACCGAGCCGAUUUAUCGCUUGCUAUAUCUAUAAACCCCCGUGCCAUUUUUCUUGUCAAUAUUUCCUCGGCAAUUUAUUGCCUGGAAAAUAUCGCGUCGGUAUGAACCCUGCCUAUUGAGGACCCAGGUUGAGAACCCAGGUUCUCAUCACAUCUUGAACUUUUAGUAAAUAACUAAACUUUGUGAUUCACUCUGUUCAUUUUCACAAUAGAACUUUCAACUUACUUCUUACUUUUCAAAUCUGGACAAGUUUCAGGGUUUCUAAUGAGCUGUCUGAUUAGUUGACUUGGGGUCAAAACAUAGUGAAGCGGAGAAGGCUCAUCAUAAUGCAUGUAUCUGAAUUUCUCCGCUUUCUUCUAACUUCCACCUUACAUUCGGUGAUUCGGUGCUUCAAAAUAUGUUUUGACAAAUUUGCUCCUUCUUCCUUGGAGAAGGUCUGAGGAGCACACAAGUAAAGCUAACGUGGUUGAAUUUCACCUUCCGCUUUAAGCUUGAAUUUUAUCUUCCGCUGAACUCCCGCAUAUCAGUAUUAUAGUGCAAGUGUCGGGUACAUCAGUAAAAAUAUUAUUCUCAUGAAUUCUAACGGGACUAUUCUCAAACAGCCUGGCCGAACGAGUAUCAAUAGUCCUAUUAAAAAUUGUGGAAGUAAUAUUGUGGAAGUCCAAGCAGAGAAGUCAUUGCUGACUGCUCACAAACGAUCAAUUGAAAAGUUAGAUUGUAAUAUUUGUAAGAAAGCUGGGGAUUGUGGAGGGAUAUUAUUUUUUAUGCAUUAUUAUUUUAUGCAUAUUUAUUUUUUACAUAACUUUAUGUAUAAUAUGCAGUGGCCAUUGCAUUGUUAUUGACAUUUUACACUAAAGUUGUGUUGGAAAAAUGAUAAUUUUUUUGUUCGUUUCAAAAUUUCUGUUAUGCUCUUCUGAUCUGUUGCAAAAUAUGACUGAACAUUUAUUUUCCUCUCAUUCUUGUAUACGUGUGGUUUGACCGUCAACCCUCACUUUAUAUUACUAGGCGAUUGAUUAUUUCAUUUCAAUAAUUUGUAUUAGCCCUCCUUAUAAGGAAAAGUGAUUACAACAAUGUAUAACUACAAUAGUUGUAAAAUCGCUUCCUGUUGGUUCGGAAACCACCUGAAACUGUAGGUCAAUUCAUCUCUCAUUAUCAUCCUUCUCAUUACCCACGCACAGGCCUAGAGCUUAUGUGGACAUCACCCUCAGUAAAAAUAGUUGAAUAAAUAAAUAGUUGUAAUAGUUGUAUAAGUUGGUUAUAGAAGAGAAGUCUAGGCAUUAUAUUCGUAUUUAUAAGGAUGUAAGUUACUAUAAUAAUGUAUGUUAGGCCCUAUAUAACUUAAUUAAAACAAUAUAAAAACUUGUGGUAACUUUUAUUAAAAACUUUAAAAUAUUUAAACGUUUUUAAUAAAAGGGUACCACAAGUUGUUAUAUUGUUUCUAUUAAUUUGAAUUAAAGUAGCCCAUAUAAGUGAACUGAU
Molecule: messenger RNA, 4250 nt
Organism: Nilaparvata lugens (brown planthopper)
Lineage: Eukaryota; Metazoa; Arthropoda; Insecta; Hemiptera; Delphacidae
Product: glucose dehydrogenase [FAD, quinone]-like
Exons: 10
Coding region: 153-2036 (627 amino acids)
Molecular function (GO): oxidoreductase activity, acting on CH-OH group of donors; flavin adenine dinucleotide binding
Source: RefSeq, a predicted model, not a curated record